AUGAGUUCGGACUGCGAAAGUUACUACACCGAAGAAAACGUGCUCGUGGAGAACUUCACGUGUCCGAAAGCGGACGGUGACACCACGGCACUUUACUGCUGCGGGUUCAGUGACUUGAAGUACUGCUGCGCUGACCCCAACAGCUUUUUCCCUUACGAAUAUGGAUACAUGUGGUGGUUGAGUCUCGGAGCCCUCAUGGGUCUCUCAAUAGCAGCUGUGGUUCUUCUCGCCUUCAUCAUCACUCUGUGUGUCCUCUGCUAUCUGUUCAUCACCACCAAACCCAGAGGUCUGGACAGUGGACUGCCGCUGCGAGCACCAGGUUCUACAUCUAGCCCACAAGCACCAGGGCCCAGUAACAGCAGUGUCCCACCUGGUCCCCAAGGCCUCAGGAAACAUUUCCUGAGAGGCAGGCUGGACUGUGACAACCAACCCCCGGACCCUGACCGCCUUUUCCAACGUUGUUUCAUGGCUACGGUUACGUCUGUCAAAGUGGAGGGUCCUGCUUAGCCAGAGUUAUUUCUUGGUGUUUCUUGGCCACCUACCUGUCACCACUGCACUAUAGUUUUCUGCAUUAUAACAAUCCAGGCUAAGCUGAAGUUUGAUCUCCACAUAAUUACAUUUUGUCAUGUUUGAUUCAACAGAACACAAACAUUUCUGUUUGAGCCC
Pelmatolapia mariae (spotted tilapia) is the source of this 666-nucleotide messenger RNA. Its product is annotated as protein shisa-like-2A. The record is from RefSeq and is a predicted model, not a curated record. The transcript is spliced from 3 exons. NCBI's taxonomy places the organism in Eukaryota, Metazoa, Chordata, Actinopteri, Cichliformes, Cichlidae. The coding region runs from base 1 to 507 and encodes 168 amino acids.